AGGCCAAGGCGAGGCAUAACAUCACCCUCCUCUGGGACAGGGAGGUCAUGGAUGUUCUGGCUGAUGGCUACAACUUGCACUAUGGGGCCCGUUCCAUCAAACACGAGGUGGAGCGGCGCGUGGUCAACCAACUGGCGGCCGCCUACGAGCAGGAGCUGCUGCCCCGGGGCUGCACCUUGAGGAUCACGGUGGAGGACUCGGACAAGCAGCUGCUGAAAAGCCAGGAGGGCUCUUCCCCGGCGGCCGAGAAAACCAAAGCCCCCACCUUGAGGCUGGAGAUCGUGGAGAAAGACAGCAAAUCCCGAAAACUGGACAUCCAGGCUCCUCUCAACCCCGAGAACAUCUCUUACUUCUUGUAGGCACCUUCCCCUCGGAGCCUGGGGGCAAGGAGGGGUGACAAUUGAGUGGCCAGAGCCUCGGGAAUGUGCCCCGUGGCCACCUGGGUGAGGGAUGGAAGGGACAGAGCCUGGAGCUGCCCCAUUUGUCCACCCCAUCUUCCUCCGAGGUGGUGGUGGGGGCAGGUUAUGGUGGUCUCAGGGGGGUUGGAGGUGCCACGUUCUGUUUGGGGACAUCCAGGUGCAGG
Messenger RNA from Calidris pugnax (ruff), 583 nucleotides. RefSeq names its product caseinolytic peptidase B protein homolog. Bases 48 to 359 code for a protein of 103 amino acids. The record is from RefSeq and is a predicted model, not a curated record. NCBI's taxonomy places the organism in Eukaryota, Metazoa, Chordata, Aves, Charadriiformes, Scolopacidae. The transcript is spliced from 2 exons.